GAUGGAGCGCUCGCUGCCGCUGCUGCUGCUGCUGCUGCUGCCCGGGGCGCGGCCGCCCCCCGCCGCCGGCGCGUCCCCGGCCGCCUGCGGCCCGUGCGCGCCCGCCGCCUGCCCGCCGCUGCCCCCGCGGGGCUGCGCGCUCGGGGAGACGCGCGACGCGUGCGGCUGCUGCCCGGUGUGCGCCCGCGGCGAGGGCGAGCCCUGCGGGGGCGGCGCGGGCGGCGGCGGGCACUGCGCGCCGGGCAUGGAGUGCGUCAAGAGCCGCCGCCCGCGGCGCAAGGGCCCGGCCGGCGGCCCCCCCGGGGCGGCGGCGAGCGGCGUGUGCGUGUGCAAGGCGCGCUACCCGGUGUGCGGCAGCGACGGCGCCACCUACGCCAACGCCUGCCGGCUGCGCGCCGCCGCCCUGCGCGCCCAGAGCCGCGGCGACCCGCCCGUCGUCCAGCUCAGCAAGGGCACCUGCGAGCAAGGCCCUUCCAUCGUGACGCCCCCCAAGGACAUCCGGAACGUCACGGGCGCCCAGGUGUACUUGAGCUGCGAGGUCAUCGGGAUCCCAACCCCGGUCCUCAUCUGGAACAAGGUAAAAAGGAGCAACCAUGGAGUUCAAAGGACGGAACUCUUACCUGGUGACCGCGACAACCUGGCCAUCCAGACCCGAGGUGGCCCCGAGAAGCAUGAAGUAACUGGCUGGGUGCUGGUGUCUCCUCUGAGUAAGGAGGACGAUGGAGAGUACGAGUGCCAUGCAUCUAAUUCCCAAGGCCAGGCUUCGGCGUCGGCCAAGAUCACAGUGGUUGAUUCCUUACAAGAAAUACCAGUGAAAAAAGGUGAAGGUGCUAAGCUACAAGCCUGAAGAACAUAUUAGUCUAUGUAGCUAAAACUUAAUCAUAGAUAACCCAUGUUCUUACCUUAAUGACAAGUUUUUUAAUGCCAAUCCACUAACACGCUAGUAAUGCUCACAGGUUUUUUAUAUAAAGAAAAGCAAAUUAAAGAUAACACAGGCUGGAAACAUGGAUCAGUGAUAGAGCGCCUGCCAGCAAGGGCAAAGCCUAGAGUUCAAACCCAAGUACACCCAAAAACAAUAAAAACAACAAGAGAGCACAUCAAGACAUCUACAAAAAUUUAUUACCUAUUUACAUGCAUAUCAAUAAAACAAAUAAAAUGCUUUUAACUGCAA
This is a messenger RNA of Perognathus longimembris pacificus (Pacific pocket mouse), 1171 nucleotides long. RefSeq names its product insulin like growth factor binding protein 7 (gene Igfbp7). The transcript has 5 exons. NCBI's taxonomy places the organism in Eukaryota, Metazoa, Chordata, Mammalia, Rodentia, Heteromyidae. The record is from RefSeq and is a predicted model, not a curated record. Gene Ontology annotation, biological process: regulation of signal transduction; regulation of cell growth. Gene Ontology annotation, cellular component: extracellular region. Gene Ontology annotation, molecular function: insulin-like growth factor binding. Bases 2 to 847 code for a protein of 281 amino acids.